AUGGCGGCCCGCCUCGGCUUCCAGUCGGUCAGCGACCUGGAGGAGUGGGAGGAAGAGAUCGUGCUCGACCACUUUGCCAACUUCAUCUUCGAUUAUCUCGCCCACGGCUACACGGUCCAGCCCGACAAGCGGGAGCUGGUCGAGUACAUUGACCUGGGCAAAGCCGUCGCCGAGAGAAUCACCAUGCUGGAGCAGCGGAGGUUCGAGCAGGUGCUGGAUCCGGAUAAGAGCGACUGGACCGCCCGGGAUCAUUACAAGCAGUUCGUUGUCGGGGUUGUGUCGGACGAUCUGUGGCUCUCCAUGUACGACAUUGACGGUGCAGUGAUCUGCAAGCGCGGGUGGACGGCCAGGGCGACGACCAUCAAGAUGGUGAAAUAUCUCGAAUUCUUGAUUCAAGAGUGGAGAAAAGGGGCGGGAGAUACUCAGUACGGAGAAAAGACAAUGAGAGGACGGACCCCCAGGUCCGGAAGGAGAAACUAG
Thermothelomyces thermophilus ATCC 42464 is the source of this 480-nucleotide messenger RNA. RefSeq lists its product as uncharacterized. The record is from RefSeq and is a predicted model, not a curated record. The transcript is spliced from 2 exons. The coding region runs from base 1 to 480 and encodes 159 amino acids. Lineage: Eukaryota; Fungi; Ascomycota; Sordariomycetes; Sordariales; Chaetomiaceae.